Messenger RNA from Humulus lupulus (European hop), 750 nucleotides. RefSeq lists its product as uncharacterized. NCBI's taxonomy places the organism in Eukaryota, Viridiplantae, Streptophyta, Magnoliopsida, Rosales, Cannabaceae. Gene Ontology annotation, cellular component: chloroplast envelope. The coding region runs from base 142 to 558 and encodes 138 amino acids. The record is from RefSeq and is a predicted model, not a curated record. The transcript is spliced from 3 exons.
CUAUCUACACGUGUAUUUAGUUAUAAGCCAUCCCCAAGCCAAGAGAGUGACAUAGCCAGACUGCGGAGCCUGAGCUAAGAAGAAGAAGAAGAAGAAGAAGAAGAAUCGUGAAUAGCUAGAGAGAGCGAAAGGGAGAGAAGAAUGACGAAAGCAAAAAAGGAGCUGAUGGCUGCAGCUCCGUGGAGGGUCAACGAGGAGGCGAACGACGAGUUCAAAGAUGCCAAGCUCAAGGUAACAACCAAGCCAGGGGGCACCUCAACCAUGCACGUCCCUCGUAAGAAGUCCCUCCGUUCCAAGGACCAAGAACUCGAUGAUUCCCUUGCCGAAAUUGACCCCGAGCUCCGUUACAGUUUUCAGCGAAAUUUUCAGUUCCUUCAACGGGUUUUUAGUAUUGACACCGUUGUGAAACCUCUUCCACCUGCCAUGGCUUACAAUGUCUCCCGCAACUUGAGCUUCUUCACUCGCAUUUUCACGCAGUUCUUCGAUCCCGAAGGUAUUGCAAAUGCUCAGAGAUCUCUUGGUAUAGGACAGGAAGAGAGAGUUCGUAAAGUUCGUUGAUGUGAGGAAACAUGAAGGAAUGUAGCAAAUGAUGUUUACAUGUGUUGUGUAUUAGAUUUAAAAAAAUACUUCACUAGCUUAAGUUUUUGCCGAGUCAAACUCUUGCUAAAUUCAUCACAUAUUUGUGGUCUGGGUUCUCAAAUGAACAACUUAGCCAGAAGAAAAAUAAUGCAUUCUAAAUCUUUGAAUAUA